Epinephelus lanceolatus (giant grouper) is the source of this 4195-nucleotide messenger RNA. Its product is annotated as aminoacyl tRNA synthase complex-interacting multifunctional protein 1-like. Gene Ontology annotation, molecular function: tRNA binding. Lineage: Eukaryota; Metazoa; Chordata; Actinopteri; Perciformes; Serranidae. The record is from RefSeq and is a predicted model, not a curated record.
ACCAUAAACCACAGAAGAAGAAGAAAAGGGUCUAAUAGGAGGAGGAGGUGAGAAAUCAAUGCAAGAUGCAGUCUGCAAACAUCUGCGGCAGGAUGGGUCGCAGUGAGGAGCUCAGUGACUUCCAGCGGGGCACCGUGGUGGGCUGUCACCUGUGUAAAAAGUCUGUCCGUGAGAUUUCCGCCCUGCUGAACCUUCCUCGGUCCACGGUGAGCGCUGUCAUCCUCAAGUGGAAACGUGGAGGAAUAACCACGGCUCUGCCCCGGAGCGGCCGCCCGCACAAGCUCAAAGAGGAGGACCGUCAAGUGCUGGAGAAAGUAGCGCUGGAGAACUGUCUGCCCUCCGUGGAGGCUCUCACCGCCGAGUUUCAGACCGCCUCCGGGGCCACUGUGAGCCCCAGGACUGUCCGCCGGGAGCUGCAUGAGAUGGGCUUCCGUGGCCGAGUGUCCACGUACAACAAGCCCAAAGCAGGGGAGAAAGCAGAGAAGAAGCAGGCAGCCACGAGCCAAGAGGAGGCCAAGGUGGACGUGUCUUGUCUGGACCUGCGUGUUGGAUGUAUAAUCACAGCUCUGCAGCUUCCAGAGGCCGACAGUCUGUAUGUGGGGCAGGUCGAUGUUGGGGAGGCUUCUCCCAGGACAGUGGUCAGCGAGCUCGCGAAGCACAUACCUCUAGACCAGAUGCAGAACCGCAUGGCAGUCCUGCUGUGUAACCUGAAGCCAGCCAAGACAAGAGGAGUUGUGUCGCAGGCUAUGAUCGUGUGCGCCAGCUCAGCAGACAGGGUUGAAAUCCUUGAACCUCCAAAUGGAGCAGCACCAGGGGACAGAGUUACUGUCCAGGGCUUCACAGGUGAACCAGACAAAGAGCUGAACCCCAAAAAGAAGGCAUGGGAGCAGAUUCAGCCAGACCUACGCACGGACAGCCAGUGUGUUGCAACCUACAAGGGGGCUGCCUUUGAAGUCGACGGGAAGGGAGUGUGCAAAGCCCAAACGAUGAGUGACAGUGAAAUCAAAUAAACUAACAGAGCUGCUUGAAAUAGCUCAGUGCAAUUCCCUGCUGCCGGACAGGAUCCCAAGUGUUGUGGAGAGCUUUCCCAGAAGAGGGGAGGCCGCUGUAGCAGCAUAUCAAUGCCCUCAGUUUUGGAACGACAUGUCCAACAAUCACAUGGGUGUUAUGUUUGAGUAUUCACAUACUUUUGUCCUGUGAGGAAGGACAGUGAUAGUGAAGAGUGUGUCGCCCUCUGUUGGACAGACAUUGAACAUUACUGUUAUGUUUUUAUUAUGAAAAUCUGAAGUUUGGUUUUCGGCCACUGGAGGGCACUACAGUACCCAUGAUAAUGUACAGUAUGUGUGUGGUGAGUUUGUGAGAACAUAGAGCACACAGUCAUACCCAGCAUGGCGAAAAGAAAACAGAAAUUCUUGCAAAGAAUCCCUUUUAGUCGGGGAAUAUCUGAUAAAAUGUAAAAGCUUUCCCCUGACGCCACAGAGGUCAUUUCCACUGAACUGUGGAUGAAACUCAACGGGGCAGAAGUCCCUUUGAAAGGGAGUUAAACAGUUACACUUUCUUUUGAUAGUAUGGAAAUUAGUUGGAAAUGAGCAGGGAAAUUACUUUAGUUUUAUCUAAAUACGCUUUGCAGGAACUCCAUAAGGGCAGUUCUUUGAGCUCCAUCAUUUUAAGUCUGAUGUUGGCACAUGAUAGAAAAAGUUCAGUGUGUUAUAUUUCAGCACAAAUAAGCUGUGGGAAAUGGAGGCAUUUAUUUAAGGCUGGGCGACAUGGAGAAAAUCUAAUAUUACAAUAUUUUGACUAAAUACUUUGAUAAAGGUAUCGUGACAAUAUUGUAGGGUUGACUAUAGGUGCUUUUACAAAAUAUUUACACAGUGAGACUUUAGAUGAAUCACCAGUAAUGUGAAUAUAAUGACUGAGUGGGUAAAGGCCAGAGGUGUGGAGCCGAGUCACAUGACUUGAUUCAAAAAUUUGGUGACUUUAGACUUGACAAAAUAAAAAAAUACUUGCAACUCAACUUGGACUUUAACACCAGUGACUUGGACUUGAGCUUCUCACUUGAAAAUACACGAUACCUUCCCCCAAGCUAAAAGAUUAAAAAGUAUGCUAUUUAAAAAGUGCGCCACUAAUCAACUUAUUUCCUGAAGCAGCUAAUAUUGAGGCUACUCAUUCCCAGUAUGUCGACUCUUAAUUCUCCAGAUCUGCUUUGAACCAAUGUGACAUCAUCGAAUCAAGUCGCAGGAGAGAACAUGAAGAACUAAUGGGACAGUUGGAAAAAAUUAGACCAGGUAUAAGUUCAUUUAUUUAUUUCAUUUAUGUAUGUAUUUCAUUUAUCUAUGCGGUAUGCAAAACGUGCAGGUUGAAAAUGAUGGAUGGAGAUGCAACAACCGCAAAGUAAAAAAACAAGUCAGUCUGCACACCACAUAGCUCCUGUUCAGAAGGAUUUUAAUGCAGUGACAUUUCGAGCCACACAGCUUUUCCUCAGACUUCUGUCUAGUGUGCGGACAUAUAUGUUUUUUACUUUGCCAGACAUUUCUUUAGUCCAGGACCGAUUCCAUUGGACGUUGUGUGCGUGUCUUUUGUAUGGUUUUUGGAGAUGCAACAACUUCCAAGAAACUUGUUUUAACAAAUAAGAACAAGGUUUAAAAAGCAGUCAUGAUUUUUGAAAAUCUGUUAUUACUCUUGUUAAAAUGGCAUUACAUUUGGUGAGAAGCACAUUAUGACGUGUUCAGGACUCGAAACUUAAUGUUUAGCGCUUGGAACUUGACUUGGAACUUGUCAGUCUUGACUGGGGACUUGAGUACAAAAACUUGAGACUUACUUGUGAAAACAAUGACUACCAAAAGCAAACAAUAGAACAGCUAGAACAGUCUGGUAAGUUCUUUUUAAAACCAGGAAAAGAGAACACUUACAAUGCCAUGAUAUCCAAAAUCAAAGAUAAUAUCUAGUCUCAUAUUCUGAUAUUGAUAUAAUUAUCAAUAUACUGCCAAGCCUUAGAUGUAUCUGACCUAGAGCACAUUAUAGUUGACAUCCACAUCCCUUUUCAAUAUGUAGUUACACAAUAAUCCUACUAAACUGAUGUGAAUCAAUGAUUUGGAUGUGGACACAGAUGUUUGUUAUUAACUGUAUCCUCAGCCAUAAUGUUUUGUAUCUAUCCUGUUAUAGUGUACAUUGUUACUCAGCUCUUUAGAUAUUGUAACAGCUCAGUUAAACCUUAGUUUUUAUACGUCCUAUUUCACGUUUGUGUCUAUUGAUAUUAAGCCCAUUUAUAAUGUAAAGGGCACAAAAAUAAACCAAUGUGUUUUGGUUUUUAAAACAAACUGUUUUUGUUUUUUUUUUCCCCUACAACUCAAAGCAAGUCCAUGAAAAGACCAACACGCAAACUUCUCAUUCCCUCAUUGUAAAGGGAGAAGUGAAAUAAUGCAUGUAAAGAAGGGGGAUGUGAUUCAGGAACUAAAAAGUGGAACAGAUUGUCCGAGACACGAUGUUGUUGGUAAUUGUUUGCCAGAGAAUGAGGACGCUGAGAGGGAAUGUUAUCAACCUUGUUAUGUACCAUACCAUACCAACUUUAUUUAUGAAGCACUUUAAAAACCCAAUGGACCAAAGUGCUGUCAUUUUCAUUUCACAGACUGGAGAAGGACAUCUUCUUUUCCCAGAAGGAAACCUAUAAAAAGGAGGAUGUAUUAGUUCUACUAUGGAAAUUCUUAAUGGUAUUAAUCCUACUGACUAUGUAUUCUCUUAAACACUACAGCUUUUCUAAAGCUGUUUUUGAAAGUAAGUAAACCAGAAAGGCUAAACGGUGUUUUUCAUCUCACACUCCAGUGUGUGUUGACUAAUAGUACAGGCUUACAUUUAUAAAACCACUUAUUAAAGGUCAUGAAGUGUUAAUAUUAAUGUCACAUCACCCCCCACCCACCCACCGACACUAUCUGCUCAUGUAGAAACCAACAGAGGAAACCACACUGGAGUUAGUGGAGGUACUGUAAAGGUUCACCAUUCACUUCUGUCUCCCUAUCUGCAGUAACAAACUCAUGUGGUAGAGUCAGCCCCUGCAACUCUGCUGCACUCUGUUGACUCUGUGUGGUUUACCAAGGGGGGGAAAGUUUGUAAACAACAACCCGAGGCCACGUUUCGGUUGAGCUGAGUCAACCUGUGAAUAAAACGCUGCUCCCCCUCCUCCUGCAUCCUGUUUUUUAUG